AUGUCGCUAUGGCUACCCCGCCCUCCACCGUCCUUUAUUGCCCGCUCGUCCUGUAGCAGACCCCAUUAUUUUACUAGACUUUCGUAUUCACGCAUUGCUUAUAUCCCGCUCGACACGACACGACGUGCGGGGAUCGUUGGGAACCGCUUCCAGAGCACUAAACCCGCGUCUGCACCUGCUAGGGUGACUGCCAAUGCCGCCAAUGCUUCCCCGACGGUUCCGGCGGACCCCGCGACUUCAUCGGAGGUAAAACCCUCACCGCCCGCGAACAAGGAGGAACCCAAGGGUCCGUUAAUGACCAGGGUAUGGAAGAAGGUUAAGCAUGAAGCUCAGCACUACUGGCACGGGUCGAAGCUUCUUGUUUCGGAAGUCCGCAUCUCAGCAAGACUUCAGUGGAAAAUCUUGCAUGGAGAGACGUUGACGCGACGAGAGCGCAGACAGCUCAAGCGAACGACGCAGGAUCUACUGCGGCUCGUACCCUUCGCAGUCUUCAUAAUUGUACCCUUCAUGGAGCUUUUGUUACCCGUCGCAUUGAAGCUCUUCCCCAAUAUGCUGCCCUCUACAUUUGAGGACAAGUAUGCUGCUGAAGAGAAACAGCGCAAACUCCUUCGUUCUCGUCUUGAGAUGGCUAAAUUCCUUCAAGAAACGCUGCGCGAGUCUGGUUUGAAGGCCAACGCCCACAUAGUCGGUAGCGACGCCUUCAAGGAGUUCUUCCGCAAGGUUCGGUCUACUGGUGAAUCCCCCUCCGCUCAAGACGUCAUCCAGGUCGCCAAGCUCUUCGAUGACGACCUCACCUUGGACAACCUCUCACGUCCACAACUGGUUUCAAUGUCACGGUAUAUGGGCUUGAACGCUUUCGGCACGGAUAACUUCCUUCGUGGUACUAUUCGCGCGAGGCUACGCGAAUUGAGACGGGACGACCAGCUCAUCUACUCCGAAGGCGUAGACGAGCUGUCUGUUGCUGAACUUAUUGCGGCGUGUCAAUCUCGUGGUAUUCGAACUGGUGGUGUCUCUCCUGCACGUCUCCGCGACGAGUUGACGACCUGGAUCCAACUUCAUCUCCAUGACCGUGUCUCUGGUGUACUCCUCGUUCUUGGCCGUGCGUUCAACUUUGACAAGAAGCCUGGUGAUGAAGAGGAUGGCAAAACAAACGUCAUAAGAAGCAUCGAAAGCGUCCUGAGUGGUCUUCCUGACAAUCUCCUUAAUGAAGCCGAACUCGAAGUUGAUUCCGAGAAGGCGAGCUACAAACAGAAACUCGAGGUCUUGCAGCAACAAGAGGAGCUCAUCGAGGACGAACAAGAACAAGAACAGAAGGAGGAAGAUGCUCGCCGUGCCGCCAAAGAAGCCGCGGAAUUGGAAGCGCGUACUGCCCGUUCCCUCUUACCUGAUUCUGAACUUCUGCCUGAGCAGCUCGAAGACGAAGACGCCAGAAUGACAACCGAGCAACUGAAAGAACUUAGCGAAGCCUUGUCAAUUCUUUCUGCCAAAUCCAGUGUACUGAAGGAACGUGAUGAACUUCGCGCGCUCAUGGAAGAGAAUCUCCAAGCUGAAGAAGACCCCAAAUCUCCUUCUGGUGCCUUGACCAAGCGUAUUCGUUCCAUGCUCACCAAGAUCGACGGACAACUCCAGGAAUACGACUCGCGUGUCGGUUCCUCGCUGCAACUCAUAUCGGCCGAUCCACAAGGCCGUAUCUCGGUUCAAGACCUUGAGAAGGCCCUGACUGUGAUCAAACACAAGCCGGACGAUGACGUCGGCAGGGCGGUCAUAGAAAAACUUGACGUGGAUAAAGACGGGUAUGUUGAGCUAGAGCAUGUCUUGGGUUUGGUUAGAGAGGAGGGUUUGGGUCUCGUACUGGAUGAUGACGCUCAGACGAUUCUUGGGCAAGGCACAGAACUAAAAAAUGCAAAAGCCCCCCGCAAGGAGGAUAUUGUACAGGAAUGA
This is a messenger RNA of Pleurotus ostreatus (oyster mushroom), 1941 nucleotides long. RefSeq lists its product as uncharacterized. The coding region runs from base 1 to 1941 and encodes 646 amino acids. NCBI's taxonomy places the organism in Eukaryota, Fungi, Basidiomycota, Agaricomycetes, Agaricales, Pleurotaceae. Gene Ontology annotation, biological process: intracellular monoatomic cation homeostasis. Gene Ontology annotation, molecular function: calcium ion binding; ribosome binding. The record is from RefSeq and is a predicted model, not a curated record. Gene Ontology annotation, cellular component: mitochondrial inner membrane. The transcript has 7 exons.